AUGGAGAGCCUAAGAGAAUCUCAUAUGCAACAAGGAGUAGGCCGCUCGCUAAUCCUCUUUCCUUUUGCAUUACAAGGUCAUAUAAACCCCAUGCUUCAACUUGCAAACAUCCUGUAUUCCAAAGGCUUCUCCAUCAUCAUAAUCCACACUCGCUUCAACUCUCCAAAUCCUCAUAACUACCCUCACUUCACCUUCUAUUCGAUUCCCGAUGGCCUCUUGAAACAUGAGGCUUCUACUGCAGAUGUCAUAUAUUUGGUGACACUCCUCAAUAUCAAAUGCGUUAAACCCUUUAGUGAGGCUUUAUCUAAGUUGUUGAUAGAUGUUAAGGAGGAGCCAAUUUCUUGCAUAAUUACAGAUGCCGCCUGGUACUUUACUCAAGCUGUUGCUAACAGCAUUAAGCUUCCAAGGAUUGUGCUACGGACCAGUGACAUUUCUUCAUUCUUUGUUUUUGCUGCUUUUCCACUUCUGCUAGAAAAGGGUUAUUUCAAGGUCAAAGAUUCUCAACUAGAAGAACCAAUUACAGAGACUCCCCCACUUAAAGUGAAAGAUCUUCCAAAAUUUAAGACAGAAGACGCAAAAGAUGUUCAUAGUUAUGUAGCCCAAUUGAUAAAUGAAAGCAAGGCCUCGUCAGGACUCAUUUGGAACUCUUUUGGAGAGCUCGAGCAACAUUCACUUACUAGAUUAUGUCAGGACUUUCCUAUUCCCAUUUUCACAAUAGGUCCAUUUCACAAGAGUUCUGUCCUUGGCUUGGAGUACAACACAGCUAGGAUGGAUAGCAGGGCCAAUUUCCUUGCUUUGCUUUGCGAUUAUCACCAACGUUUCUGCAUUCCUUCUUUCUGUUGCUAUAGGUCCCUUGACCCUGUUACCUUUGAACUUGUCUCCGAAAUCACAAUAAUUUUCGCGAGGGUACUUUUCUCUGAUUCUCAUAACAUGGAAUGGCUCUCAGUAAUUGCAACAAUCAUGUCCUUUACCUACUCUUUUAUCAGAUUUGGACUUGGUGUUGCAAAAGUAAUAGUUAUUGCUGCUAAUCUGAGAUUAGUGACUCUCCAUGGAGUCUUGAAACACUGUUCAAUUUUAAUCUAUGAUCCAGACUUAGUAUGUAGGAUAAGCAUGGAUCUUUCGUUCGGAGAAGCCUCGAAAACUGAUGUAACUGCAGAGAAUUGGAGGAUUACUGAAGAAGAGAAUGUAUGCAAUAAGCCCACAAAUCCAG
Messenger RNA from Dovyalis caffra, 1210 nucleotides. The record is from the annotation of a GenBank genome assembly. NCBI's taxonomy places the organism in Eukaryota, Viridiplantae, Streptophyta, Magnoliopsida, Malpighiales, Salicaceae.